Messenger RNA from Cololabis saira (Pacific saury), 1364 nucleotides. RefSeq names its product overexpressed in colon carcinoma 1 protein homolog. The transcript is spliced from 6 exons. Bases 96 to 422 code for a protein of 108 amino acids. Lineage: Eukaryota; Metazoa; Chordata; Actinopteri; Beloniformes; Belonidae. The record is from RefSeq and is a predicted model, not a curated record.
CAGGGCGCCGGGAGCAGAGAGACUUGUUUCCAUCUUCUCUUUCUCUCUCUCUCUCUCUCAUGUUUCCUCGGAGCCUCUGUGGAGUUGGAUGAGAGAUGGGAUGUGGAAAUUCCUCGUCAGCCUCCAAAUGCAGCAAAACAAACAGCAGCAGCAGCAGUGGAGGUCGUGCUGAGUUUUCAUCAAAGCUAUUAAAUGAAGUGACCUCAGCUCACACGCUGGGUUUUAAUGCGUCUGUGUGUGCUGGCACAUCAGAGGAUUCCAUGCAGGAAGACGACAAACGGAAGAACUAUGGAGGUGUGUAUGUGGGUUUGCCUCCAGACCUGAGCAGCAUCCCUCAAGUCCAGAUAGGACCGCUAAGAGAGAACGAAGGGGACUCGAUGUCCCUCAGGAAGCCGCUGUGGGGGGACGGACUCAAAUUUUAAUGACGAGCCAGGCCCGCGCACGCUGCUGAGGGCGAGUGCAUGUUUCUGCUGAAACAACAUCUGAUUGGAGGUCUGCCAGAGCUGCCAGCUCCUACUAACACUCACAGCUGGCUCGCAAAGGUCCAGCGUAGAAGAGUCUGACGCAGCCAGGAGCCUUCAAGAUCCAGAAGAGUGCUAGAAGUGAAGGUUCUCCCUCAUAGCAGCUGAAGCAGUCUUGGUGAACGUAGCUCCUGCCAGCUGAUCCGCAGGUCCUUAAUUAGUGGAUAACAGACAAACCACACUAAACUCACCAACAGCCGUCUUCAUAGCUGGAUGCAGGCUGUAAGUGUGUUUAUUUCUGCUGUGAGCUUUUACACGUGGGUCAGGGGAAAAGUAACACACUUAUGGAGUCAUCCCCCGGUGGUCAUUCAAUAAACUGCAAGUUCCUAAUAGUCAAGGGGCAACUUUAGAAAAGAGCCUCCGUUAAGACUUUUGCUCACAUGUCUGGGUAAAGUUUGACAACCUAUUUUAUUUUUUUUUGUUAGAACAAAACUAUAGAAGGAAUUUUAGGGGUGUUGUCAUCUUGAAUUUUUUAGCUGGUGACCACUAGAGGCGCUAGAAUAUUCAAGUUCUCAAUUCAGGCAUAUGGUCAGUUUUGGUCAACCUGUACAAUUUAUAUGCAUAAUUGUCAAGAUUAAAACAUUGUAUAUCUAAGGAAAUAGAUAAAACAAUAGUAAAAACAGCCUUUAUGAAUCAUUUUGUAAUAUUUUAGCCAAUAUUGGAUACUAAAUAUCACUUUUUUAUAGACGUUUUUGACACAGGAUUUCAUAGAAAAUGUGUUUCACUGCAAAAAAAAAAAGAAAAAAGAUGGUUAUUAUGUGUGUGUUAAAAACGCCUAUAAAAAAGUUUCGACUUUUUUUCUCAAUUUCAACUUUUUUCUCAACAUUUAAACUUUUUUUCUCG